AUGUCUGCCACUCGGUUGACCCCUUCGCUCAAGCAGCUUCUGGCAUUACGAGGCCCUCAGCCUUUGCCUAGCCCUCCUCUUCCUCAGCUGAACGCGAUUUUCAGCAAGACGUUGCGUGAUGCGCAGCAUCGCAGGGCUGAGACCGGGUGGCUCGUCCUUACUAUUUGCUCUCUACUCACUGUAAAUCGACCUUCAGCUGUUGGCCACCUUUACCGUUUCGUCACAAGGGACUCCCUUCUGGAAGGAAGUGCUGCUCGGACAAUCGAUGUUCCAAGCGCCGUGAACAAGGCGGCGCUUAUGCGCGAAUCUGCGUUAAAGAGCGUCAUCUUUGUCGGUGUCCCUCGAGUAAUUCAAUCACUGGCUGCGCUGCAUGAAGCACUCGAUGACGAGGUCAAGCAAGCGCUCAGGACCAGUUCUCGCAGGACUGCAUCAAUGGAAAAUAUCGAUUCUAUUCUUAGCCAAGGCCGAGCGCUUUGGGACUCUGUCUACACCCCUCACGCCGACAAACUUCAUGCCAAGCUGGGAUCCUACCACCCCGACUUUAUAGCUUUCAUCAUCCAGUGUUAUGGCUCUGUCCUUUCGCCUUUGGCGGGCGGUACGAAGUCGUAUGCCGACCGAAGUGGACUGGGAGAUUCUGAUCAGGGCAAUUUAAGUCGAGCCCUGGGUUCUGUCGUUGGUAUGGCUACAUUGAGAGCGGAAGGUGGCGUCGGACCCCAGCUCGUCAGUCAUACCUUUGGUCUGCUCAAAGCGCGCAACACACCUGGACAAAGCGCGGAAGACCAAUGGCUGUCCAGCGACGAAGGAGCGGAAUGGGUUCUGAGGACGGUGGAUGAGAUUCUGGAAGGGGUUUCAGCCAAGGAGGGGGAGGUUAAAGCGAGGCUGUAG
Molecule: messenger RNA, 885 nt
Organism: Coprinopsis cinerea okayama7#130
Lineage: Eukaryota; Fungi; Basidiomycota; Agaricomycetes; Agaricales; Psathyrellaceae
Exons: 5
Coding region: 1-885 (294 amino acids)
Source: RefSeq, a predicted model, not a curated record